GAGAGCGCGCGAUCGCGCACUCGCUCUCGCACCGCGAUCCGCUCCAUGGCUCGUCCCCGACUCGUUCGCUAGUGUGUUUUUGACAUCGGUAAACGCAGUCGUGAACUUCGGAGCGGGCAAACAUACUUUUUAUUUAUAGUUUUAAUCGAAUCGAGUCGUGUGUUGUUCGUGAUACGUGUGCAAACCCGGGAUACGUUAAAUAUGAGUAUUGCUGCUCUGAUCCAAGCCGCUGAAUUCAUCGAAAGGCGCGAUAGAGUGUUAUUUGUUGCAGAGGCGGAGCACGGAUACGCGUCGAGUUUACCGGUGUAUGAAGAGGGCCGCUCGGGAGGCAGGCGGCCGAAGACCAAGAAAUCGCAGGGCAGUAGGACGACUCAUAACGAGUUGGAAAAGAACAGGAGAGCACACUUAAGAAGCUGCCUGGAAAAAUUGAAAGACAUGGUUCCGCUAGGACCCGAAGCGUCUCGUCACACCACUUUAGGAUUAUUAACGAAAGCCAAAAGAUUUAUAAAGAGUUUGGAAGAGAGAGAGAAACGACACUCGAGUCAUAAGGAGCAGCUGGCGCGGGAACAGCGCUAUUUGCGACGGCGGUUGGCUCAGCUGCGAAACUCGCAUGACGUCUCCACGCGCAGUCUUAGCGAGACCAGUCUGCCGCACCCGCAUGCUACGCGUGCGGAUUCGUUGUCUUCGCUCGAGUCCUCAUCAGGGGUAUCUACUGCGGAUCGCUCGCCGUCCUCUGUUUCUGAGAGCGACGAAGUGGACGUGAUAGGCUACACGUCGAAUCAGAGCGACAGCGAGUCGCUUGUGUCUGGACACAGCGCUGACAGCGGUGUGGGCGGCGGCGUCGGCCGGCGGCGUGGCGCGCGAUCGCCCGUGCAGUCCGCGCCCCACGCGUCCCGCCGCCGCGCCCCUGCGCCCGCGCAGAGCAAAUAUGCGUGCGAACGCCCGCGCCGCGCCCAGCGCUCCACGAGGGUUUAGGUGGUAGGUGCGCGGCGCGCGGAGCGGCUGCGGCGUCGGCCCUCGCGCAAACAAUUGUAGAACAUUUUGUUGAUACAUUUACUAAGGCGUCUGUUGUUUCUGUGACUGAACUAUGACCACGCGCCACCUUCACCCGCCGGCACCCUCAUUCGUACCUCAACGACAACAAUGGUGUCAUAUUUUCUCAC
Hyposmocoma kahamanoa is the source of this 1163-nucleotide messenger RNA. Its product is annotated as max dimerization protein 1-like. The record is from RefSeq and is a predicted model, not a curated record. Gene Ontology annotation, molecular function: protein dimerization activity; DNA-binding transcription factor activity, RNA polymerase II-specific; RNA polymerase II cis-regulatory region sequence-specific DNA binding. The transcript has 7 exons. Lineage: Eukaryota; Metazoa; Arthropoda; Insecta; Lepidoptera; Cosmopterigidae. The coding region runs from base 202 to 975 and encodes 257 amino acids. Gene Ontology annotation, biological process: regulation of transcription by RNA polymerase II.